AUGGAGAAAGGCACUGAUAUUUCUGAUGUUCUUUAUUUGGCUACAAUAAAAAAUCCGGUGAAACAAGAAACAAAGAACUUUGAAACGUUGCAACUAGAUUCUUCUACAUGCCAUUAUUACCAGUAUAUAUGUAAUAAAGGAAAUUUUAACUUCAUUCCUAAAUUUACAAAACUUCGAAUACUGGAUGUUUCGUUUACUGAAGCAGACGACGAUUGCUUGCAUCUCAUUGGUAAACAUUGUCCAGAUUUAAGGGAGCUUUAUGCCAAACGUGGCGAGGUGACGGAUGAAGGAAUUAGAAACUUGUGCGUGAUUGGAAAUUGCAAGUCCAUCCGCAAACUAAAUCUGGAGAGAUGCAACAAAGUAACAACCAAAGGAAUUCAAUUGGCUCUCGACAAUUUACCCCAGUUAAGGGCAUUUUGCCAUGAAUAUCUCCUAGAGGGCUUGGCUGAAAUCGCUCAAUCUGCAACAGACAACAAAAUUGAUCUUCCUAAAUAUUCCUUGUCGACCCUAUAUGUUGUCAAAGAAACGGUCUACAAAAGUGGUAGCCUGCAACAAUCUGUGUUGCUGUGUCCUAAUGUAACGGAGGUUAAUCUAGCUAUUUGGAGAGAAGGAUUGAAAGACAGUGAACUUUUGAGCUUGCUAUCACUGGAAAAACUCUACACUAUUCAAGUUCAACAUGCUAUACCUGAACCAUUACAUAGAACAGAAAUUCGAAUCGAAAGAGGACUGACGUUUGAUGGCGUGUUCCACUUCUGAAAAAAUUUGGAUACACUCUCAACUCUCAAGAACCUCAGGUUUGAAUUUUUUGUUGUUGUCCAUUUCCCGGUCAUUACCAAGUUUUGCUCAAAUCUGGAAUCCUUGACUCUUUACUGUUGUAAGACGACUCAUCAGCGGUAUAUUGAAACCGAAGGGUGUUACUAAACUAUGGAAUUGGAACUUCCAAAAUGGAAGUAUAAAAUCUGGAAUUUGAUCGAAAACUAUGGAAUUCAAGGGCCGACUUUCCAGAUUUUAGCAAAAUUUCUGCCGUCUAAAAUAUGGAAAUAAAACUUCCAAAAAUUAAUGGAAUUCAACUAAAAAUUCUAAAAAUUCACAUUUUAUUUUUUUUUGUGGCACUAGAUGGCAUACACAUUUCAUAUUCAUAUUUAUUUACAAAAGUGCCACCAAUACUGCCCAACCCACAUAUUGUUCUAUUUUUUUAGAUUUUUUUUGCUUGUCCUACAACUUUUUUGUAAAAUAUAAGGAAAGCUGAAUAAACUAAGGAAUUUAUAUAUUUUUAUUUUGAAAAAUUUAUUUUUUAAAUCGCACCUCUGAA
This is a messenger RNA of Daphnia pulex (common water flea), 1312 nucleotides long. RefSeq lists its product as uncharacterized. Bases 1 to 756 code for a protein of 251 amino acids. The transcript has 3 exons. NCBI's taxonomy places the organism in Eukaryota, Metazoa, Arthropoda, Branchiopoda, Diplostraca, Daphniidae. The record is from RefSeq and is a predicted model, not a curated record. Gene Ontology annotation, biological process: SCF-dependent proteasomal ubiquitin-dependent protein catabolic process. Gene Ontology annotation, cellular component: SCF ubiquitin ligase complex.